GCACAACUGUGGCCUUGACUGCCAUGAUGGGCGUGAUCAUGAUUGCUCGGUUGCAUGCCAUGUAUCAGGGAUCUAGAACGAUGCUUAUGUUCCUUGUUAUUAUCUUCCUGGUUGUAAACAUUGCCUGCGCAGUAAUUGCGGCAAUAGGACUCAACAAUACUGUACUUGAGGAGGAGAUACUCGAUGGCAUAUAUAUGUGCGGUGAUGUAUAUGGAGGGGACAACCAGCUUCUUAUUUUGAUGCCUUGGAUGCUCAACACUGUUUGGGAGGUCCUCGUACUGUGUCUUUCAGUCUGGGUUGGCGUGAAACACUUCCGUGAGCUGCGACGACUCGGCCCAUCGACAGGAUCGACCAUUGGGGACUGUUUCAAAGUGCUCCUACAAUCUCACAUUCUUUAUUUUGCAAGCUUUGUUGGUGUGUCUUGCCUCCAGAUUUCUGCUCUCUCUCCAGUAAUCUCGAAUACAAAUUCUAUUGGAGCUCAGAUACUCAAUGGUGCUCUUCAAAUUUCAUUGGUCGUGCAGAUGUUUGUGCUGGGACCUUGUCUCAUCCUGAGCGUUCGAGAAUACCACACCAAACUCGUGGCAUACUCUGAUGCAGAAACUAGCAUGAAUUUGAUUGUUUUCCAGGAGCGUGUACAUGUAUCGACUAGCAGUACUGUGUAGGGAAAUGCUUUGCCGAGUGGUCUGCAGGGAGGAGAAAUUUGGUGGAGGAUCCGUCGUGGUAUUUAUUUAUCAUAUGAUGUUUCGCAGUAUAUUUGAAAGGUCCAGGCAAACCCUGUUUCUUGUUGUAUCACUACUGGAACGAAGUACCCGUGCUUGAACCAAGUGGUAAGGGGAAAUUAUCCGGAACGACUAGCAACCAAAUUGGUCCUUGAUGACCGAUGUUGAAAUACAACGAGAAUCAGUAAAAGUGCCUUGACAGCUGAUUCUGUGUGUUGGUGUUCCACUGUCUGGACAUAUACACUGCGAA
Molecule: messenger RNA, 969 nt
Organism: Suillus discolor
Lineage: Eukaryota; Fungi; Basidiomycota; Agaricomycetes; Boletales; Suillaceae
Exons: 5
Coding region: 24-662 (212 amino acids)
Source: RefSeq, a predicted model, not a curated record